AUGGCUACAGAAAAUUCAGUCACCGUGCUUAAGCAUUCUCUAGUGUCGCCACCGUCGUCUGCGGCGGCCACUGCAAUGUCUCUCCCUUUAACAUUCCUUGAUAUGCUCUGGUUGCACUUUUCCCCUGUUGAACGCCUCGUCCUUUAUGAAGUACCUCAGCUCUCUAGAGCACAUUUCAUCGAGCACAUUAUUCCUAAGCUUGAACAUUCACUCUCCUUGACACUCCAACCUUUUCUUCCUCUAGCCGGGAAUUUGAUAGUUCCUUCCAAUUCAAAUUCUGCAAACCAUGCACGGAAUUGUUGUGAUUUUCAUCCGCUGAUUCCUGAAUUGAAACCAUCUACUGAGGAUGAUUCCGGAUCCACAGCCAGGAUUACCCCUGUUCUUGCUCUUCAGGUUACAUUAUUUCCAGACUGUGGAAUGUCUAUUGGAAUCUCAAAUCACCACACUGUCGGAGAUGCCGGCAGCAUUUUCAGAUUUAUGAAGACGUGGGCUGCUUUAUGCUCCAAAUGUCUUGAAGAUAAUAUCGACAGAGAUGAUGUUGCAGCAACUCUAGCAAAGACACAAAGGGACUUAACUCAAUUUUUCGGGACCAAGGGGUCGUCUUCUUAA
Molecule: messenger RNA, 609 nt
Organism: Coffea arabica (coffee)
Lineage: Eukaryota; Viridiplantae; Streptophyta; Magnoliopsida; Gentianales; Rubiaceae
Product: malonyl-coenzyme A:anthocyanin 3-O-glucoside-6''-O-malonyltransferase-like
Source: RefSeq, a predicted model, not a curated record